This is a messenger RNA of Coffea eugenioides, 3108 nucleotides long. RefSeq names its product probable alpha,alpha-trehalose-phosphate synthase [UDP-forming] 10. The coding region runs from base 335 to 2914 and encodes 859 amino acids. The record is from RefSeq and is a predicted model, not a curated record. NCBI's taxonomy places the organism in Eukaryota, Viridiplantae, Streptophyta, Magnoliopsida, Gentianales, Rubiaceae. Gene Ontology annotation, cellular component: cytosol. Gene Ontology annotation, biological process: trehalose biosynthetic process. The transcript is spliced from 5 exons. Gene Ontology annotation, molecular function: catalytic activity.
ACUGCACUGCUAUAUCUUUCCUUCCCCACUCCACUUCUCAAGAAAAAUAUUAAACUCUCUACCUAUCUCUCUCUUACUUUCUCUCUCUAGAUAUCUUCGCCGCCGGUUGUUGACGUAAGCAGGUUCAUCUCCCACUGGACCCCGGAAUCUUGUUAUCAGGAAAUUCAACAAUUUUUAGGGUUGGAAUCAGCUUGAGUUAUUAAACAAUAAUUCUGAAUUCUAUUUUAAGCAGUUAGACAAGGCUUGUGUCUAAAUUAUUGGAGGACACUUGGGAUCAGGGUGCUCGGUGUUAAUUAGUGGCUUUAUGACCCUUUAGAAGGAUAUUCUGUUCUGAAUGAUGGUAUCAAGAUCGGGUUCGAGCUUUUUGGACUUCACAUCUGGAGAAUUGCCACGCAUCCCUCAAACUCCUAGAGCUCUUCCAAGGCUGAUGUCUGUCCCUGGAAUCAUCUCUGAUAGUUAUGGCGGCAAUGAUGGAGAUUCAGAUGGUACAUCAUCAGUUUGUCGAGAGAGAAAAAUAAUUGUAGCAAAUAUGUUGCCUUUGCAUGCUAGAAGGGACAGCGAGACUGCAAAAUGGUCCUUUAACUUUGAUGAGGAUUCACUUCUGUUGCAAUUGAAGGAUGGGUUUUCACCUGAUACUGAGGUUAUAUAUGUGGGUUCUUUGAAGGUUGAAGUAGAAGCCAGUGAACAGGAAGAAGUCGCACAGAGACUACUGGAUGAAUUUAAAUGUUUGCCAACUUUUUUACCUCUUGACAUUCAGAAAAGGUUUUAUCAUGGUUUCUGUAAGCAACAACUCUGGCCUCUUUUUCAUUACAUGCUACCCAUUUGCCCAGAUCAUGGGGAUCGCUUUGACCGUCAGCUUUGGCAGGCCUAUGUCUGCGCAAAUAAAUUAUUUGCAGAUAAGGUUAUGGAAGUUGUCAAUCCUGAUGAUGAUUUUAUCUGGGUCCAUGAUUAUCACCUCAUGAUUCUCCCUACAUUUUUGAGGAAGCGAUACCAUCGAGUGAAGCUUGGAUUUUUCCUCCACAGUCCUUUUCCUUCUUCUGAGAUAUACCGAACUCUGCCCGUCCGGGAUGAAAUUCUGAAAGGAUUGCUGAAUUCUGAUCUGAUUGGUUUUCAUACAUUUGACUAUGCCCGCCAUUUUCUCUCAUGCUGUAGUAGAAUGCUAGGCCUUGACUAUGAAUCUAAACGCGGACACAUUGGGCUUGAGUACUUUGGGCGCACAGUGUACAUUAAAAUUUUGCCUGUGGGUGUUCAUAUGGGAAGACUUGAAUCUGUGUUGAAUCUUCCGUCUACAUUUGAGAAGGUCAAAGAGAUUCAAGACCAAUUCCAUGGGAAAAAGUUAAUUAUUGGUGUUGAUGAUAUGGACAUUUUCAAAGGCAUCAGCUUGAAAUUGCUAGCCUUUGAACAGCUUCUGCAGCAACACCCUUCUUUGCAUGGCAAAGUAGUUUUGGUUCAGAUAGUUAAUCCUGCUAGGAGCUCUGGGAAAGAUGUUCAGGAAGCAAAGAAGGAGACAUAUUCAACUGCUAGAAGGAUCAAUGAAGCUUAUGGUUACCCCGGGUAUGAGCCAGUAAUUGUGAUUGAUCGUCCUGUUGCUCGCUUUGAGAAAACUGCUUAUUAUGCCAUGGCUGAAUGUUGCAUAGUAAAUGCUGUGAGGGAUGGGAUGAACUUGGUCCCAUACAAGUAUAUAGUAUGCAGGCAGGGCUCUCCCUCUAUGGAUGAAGCCUUGGGUAGUGCCAAAAUGGAAUCUCCUCGGACAAGCAUGCUUGUUGUGUCUGAGUUUAUUGGCUGUUCACCUUCUCUUAGUGGAGCAAUUAGGGUGAAUCCAUGGGAUAUUGAAGCAGUGGCUGAGGCUCUGAAUACAGCAAUUUCCAUGUCUGAAUCAGAAAAGCAACUCCGCCAUGAGAAACACUACCGGUACGUGAGUUCACAUGAUGUAGCUUAUUGGGCCCGUAGCUUCUUGCAGGACUUGGAGAGGGCAUCUAAGGACCACUACAAUAAGCGCUCCUGGGGCAUUGGCUUAGGCCUGGGUUUUAGAGUUAUUUCGCUUUCUCCGAGUUUUAGGAAGCUCUCUAACGAACACAUUGUUUCGUCAUAUAAACAGACAAACAGGAGAGCAAUAUUCUUGGACUAUGAUGGCACUAUUGUACCUCAUUCCUCAAUUAUUGAGGCACCAAGCCCUGACGUUAUUGCAUUGUUGGAUGCUCUGAGCAGUGAUCCUAGGAACACAGUAUUCAUAGUUAGUGGGAGAGGGAGGACUUCCUUAGGUGAAUGGCUUUCUCCUUGUAACAAUUUAGGAAUAGCUGCUGAGCAUGGAUAUUUUCUAAGGUGGAACAAAUCUUCUGAUUGGGAAUCUUUGGCGGCUAAUCUUGAUUGGAAGGAAAUUGUGGAACCAAUUAUGAAACUAUAUACAGAGGCAACCGAUGGCUCAAGCAUAGAAACGAAAGAAAGUGCAUUGGUGUGGCAUCAUCAGGAAGCUGGUCCAGACUUUGGGUCAUGCCAGGCUAAGGAACUGUUGGAUCAUUUGGAAAAUGUCCUUGCAAAUGAACCUGCAGUCGUGAAGAGGGGCCAGCAUAUUGUCGAAGUCAAGCCACAGGGAGUGACCAAGGGCUUAGUUGCGGAGAAGAUUCUCAGCAUGUUGGUCAAUCAAGGGAAGCCACCAGACUUUGUAAUGUGCAUUGGAGAUGAUAGAUCGGAUGAAGACAUGUUUGAGAGCAUAUUAACCAUUGUCUCAGGUCCUUCCCUCCUUUCAGCUCCUGAGAUCUUUGCUUGUACUGUUGGGCAAAAGCCAAGCAAGGCCAAGUAUUACCUUGACGACACUGUUGACGUUUUGAGAUUGCUCAAAGGUCUUGCUACUGCCUCAACUCCAAAACCCAGGAAUACCGCAGAAUUUCAGGUUGCUUUUGACAAUUUUUUCUGAUACAAACGGUAGACCCUCAACUGCACGUUUUGCCUGGUGCGAGUAUGAUAACAAUUUAGGGCAGGAGCAUCUAUUGGACCAGAUGUACCUAGUAUAGCUCUGUGAAUUUUCAUGGGCGGUGCCAAAUAGGUCAGAAGGCUGCAUUAUUUGUAUAGAAACCUGUCUUGCUUAUAUAUAAAGUGUUCUUUCCACCA